UUAAGUUGUGAAGUAGCUUAUUAAAGUUUAACUUCAAACUGUGACAGUAUUUACAUUCUAAAUAAACCAUUCUUAAAGAUGGAGCUGCCACCUCGACCAACAGUGUUUGACUUCCAUGGAAUCCCCAUGAUCAAAAUGUUUACCGACAACUGGGACAAUGUACAGGACUUCAAAGCAAGACCGGAUGAUAUUCUUAUAGUUACUUAUCCUAAAGCAGGAACCACAUGGACCUCUUAUAUCCUUGAUCUCCUGUAUUUUGGACACAUGGACUCAGACCGUCAAACAUCCAUCCCGAUUAACAGGAGAGUGCCCUUUCUGGAAAUGGCCAAAGCUUCUUUGCCCACAGGUUGGAUCAUGCGAAACUUGAUGAUUGGAUCGUGGUUUGACCAUGUGACCAACUGGUGGGAGAAGAAGCAGACUUAUUCAAACAUUCACUACAUGUUCUAUGAAGAUUUGAGUCAGGACUUAGGACGAGAGGUGGACCAACUGUGUUCCUUCCUUGGUUUGUCUCCUUCAGCUGAAGACAAAGAAAAAUUAAGGACCUCAGUGACGUUUGACAGUAUGAAACAAAAUAAAAUGACCAACUACUCCACUGUCCCAACGAUGAACCAGAAGGUGUCUCCUUUCAUGAGAAAAGGAAAAGUCGGGGACUGGAAGAACCAUUUCACCGUGUCCCAGAAUGAAAAGUUUGAUGAGGUCUACAAGCAGAAAAUGAAGAAUUCUAUACUGAAGUUUCACACUGAAUGUUAAAUUCCUGACUGGGCAUGAUGGAGUCCUGAAGUGUUGUGAUUGAACGCUGCAAAUGAGUUGUUUUAGUUCAUAGGUGAAAUCAACUGAAAAACCUUUGGUAAUCAUUAUUUGUAUAUUAAUCUUAAUGUUCUGUUAAUGAUCAGUUAGUUGCUUAUGUUUGAAUCAUUUUUUCAACAUUUUUACGUGUUUUAUGUUCAGAGUUACAAGCUGACUGUUGCUUAUAGUAUGUGAGAUAUGUCCAUUGUACAACAAGAGCAAAACAUGGAGAUCUCAGGUGUUCUCAGCUACACAGUUUCAACGUGAAGAGUCUCCAAUUGGUCUCUUGCACAUUUCUUUCUGUGCUAUUGUUUUCAGAAUCCCCUUCCCUACAACAUCAACCUCCAUGCUGGCAAAUUAUGACAAAAAGUUGUUUUUGUGUUUCAUACAGGGUAGCUGUGCUACUUCUGUUCCUGUUAAUAAAUAAUUUCUUUUCAAGUGU
Molecule: messenger RNA, 1228 nt
Organism: Stegastes partitus (bicolor damselfish)
Lineage: Eukaryota; Metazoa; Chordata; Actinopteri; Pomacentridae
Product: cytosolic sulfotransferase 2-like
Exons: 6
Coding region: 79-750 (223 amino acids)
Molecular function (GO): sulfotransferase activity
Source: RefSeq, a predicted model, not a curated record